AUGUCCAUGUUCGGGAAAGCCUGUCGGAUCCGUAACCCGGCCUUGUUUAUCUGCGAUAUUCAAGAGAAAUUCCGCCCCGUCAUCCAUGAGUACUCGAAACUCAUCUCCACAACCGACAAAAUGCUCAAAGCAGCCUCCACCCUCCAAAUCCCCUUAUUCGUGACCACCCAGAACCGUGCCCGACUAGGUGAUACAGUCUCCGAAUUACAACCGCACCUAGCAGGUCCCAACCUUCGCGCCAACGUCGACAAGACCUACUUUUCCAUGGUCACGCCGGAGAUCUCUUCUCUACUCAACGUGGAGGGUGAGGAGAAGUUGGAUGUUAUAAUUGUUGGUAUCGAGACGCAUAUUUGCGUUACGCAGACGACGCUUGAUCUUCUAUCAAAUGGGAAUAGGGUUUAUAUUCUCGUGGAUGGAGUGAGUAGUGUCAAUCCCGAGGAAAGAGGGAUUGCCUUGGAUCGAUUGCGGGAUGCCGGUGCGAUCAUCACUACGAGUGAGAGUAUUUUGUUUGAGAUUUUGAAGGAUGCGAAGCGGCCUGAGUUUAAGGCUAUUAGUGGGCUGGUGAAGGAGACCAAGGAGGAAACUAAAAGUGCUCUUGGGGCAUUUUCUAAGAUUUGA
Messenger RNA from Aspergillus wentii DTO 134E9, 618 nucleotides. Its product is annotated as putative isochorismatase family hydrolase. Lineage: Eukaryota; Fungi; Ascomycota; Eurotiomycetes; Eurotiales; Aspergillaceae. The record is from RefSeq and is a predicted model, not a curated record. The transcript has 4 exons. Bases 1 to 618 code for a protein of 205 amino acids.